UCUAAAAAGUACUACAUCCACCCUUAUCUUACCCAGUUUUGGACUGUACACAAUAGGACGUGAUACUUUAAACCUUACCAGAAGAUUUGCUUGAUUUAUCCACAUUUUUGUGUCGGGUUUAACGAAGUAACUUACGCGAAUCUCUGCUAUGGCAAAAGGAGAAGGAGGUGAGCAGUCCUCCAAUGCCAGUUUACUGAGCAAACUGUCCACGGAUGGUAUCAAGAUCGCCAGGCGGCACGAGAACAGGAACAGGCUAUCAAUCUGCAACAAGAUAAGCUAUGCCAUCGGUGGCAUACCCUACCAGAUGACAGGAUGUGCCCUGGGCUUUUUUCUGCAGCUUUAUCUACUGGAUGUAGCUCAGUUGGACCCCUUCUAUGCCUCCAUCAUCUUGUUUGUGGGCCGAAUAUGGGAUGCCAUAACAGACCCCACAGUGGGCUUCCUGGUCUCACGAAGUCCUUGGACACGUUUCGGACGCAUGCUGCCCUGGAUCUUGCUCUCAACCCCCCUGGCUGUGCUUUCCUAUUUUCUCAUAUGGUACGUUCCUCCUUUUGAGGAUGGCAAAGUCAUCUGGUACCUUUUCUUCUACUGCAUCUUCCAGACUCUUCAAACUUGCUUCCAUGUGCCAUACUCUGCACUCACCAUGUUCAUCAGCUCAGAGCAGAAAGAGAGAGACUCAGCCACCGCAUACAGAAUGACUAUGGAGGUUCUGGGCAGUGUGCUUGGCACAGCUAUCCAGGGCCAGAUAGUAGGCACGGCCAAUGCGCCCUGUCUCCCAGGACCCGGUGACAUCUUGGCAGACCUGAGCAACUCCUCACAGUCCUUCACACUCAAUGACUCCAAGUCUGUCAUCUCCCCGGAAAACACGAGAACAGCCUACAUGAUUGCCUCUGGUGUGAUCUCCUUGAUCUAUGUCCUCUGUGCUGCUGUUCUUUUUAUCGGUGUGCAUGAGAAAAAAGAGUGUUAUCGCCCCAGGUUGGAGCCCAUGGGGUUCUUCCAGGGGAUUAAGCUGGUGAUGGGCUUCGGGCCAUAUGCCAAACUGGUUUCAGUCUUCCUCUUUACCUCACUGGCUUUCAUGCUCCUGGAGGGAAACUUUGCUCUGUUCUGCUGCUACACGUUAGGCUUCAGAAGCAACUUCCACAAUAUUCUGCUGGUCAUCAUGGUGUCCGCUACUCUGACGAUCCCUGUCUGGCAGUGGUUUCUGACUCGCUUUGGGAAAAAGACGGCAGUUUAUGUUGGCACCUUGUCUGUGGUUCCCUUUUUGAUCCUGGUGGUGUGUAUGGAGAGUAGCCUGAUUAUCUCCUACAUCGUCUCCAUUGCUGCCGGGGCCGGGGUGGCCACAGCCUUCCUGCUGCCCUGGUCUAUGCUGCCUGAUGUUGUCGAUGAUUUCCAAGUGCAGAACCCCAACUCCACUGGACAUGAAGCUCUUUUCUAUUCCUUCUAUGUCUUCUUCACCAAGUUUGCCUCUGGAGUCUCCCUGGGCAUCUCCACUCUCAGUUUAGACUUUGCAGGUUACAUUAGUAGAGGCUGCUUUCAACCAAAGGAAGUGAAUUUAACCCUGAAACUGCUGGUUUCCGCUGCUCCUAUAGUUCUCAUCUUUGUUGGCCUGGUCAUAUUGCACUUCUAUCCGAUCGAUGAGGAGAGGAGGCAAGGCAACCGCAAACUGCUGCAGGAACAGAGGGACAAUGAGGCAGAUUCAGAAACGGACUCAACAGAACUGGGCAACACGGUCUAGCAAAUUUUAGAAAGGCCCACAGGGCAAUCCAAUGAUUGACUUGCAUUUUGCACUGGGCCGGACCAACGGACCUGGGCCGGUCAGAGCUGCUAUUCCAUGUAUCCAGAACUUGAAUGGCUCAAGUGUCGUCAUUUGAGCCACAGACACCUUUCUCAAACAAUCUACCAUCAUCCUCUGUGACAUUCUUGAGGCAUGAGAGUCACGCUCUUCUUUUGUUCAUUUGCAUGUCAAAAGCCUUACUUUUUGUAUAACAUACAACUUUUGAGUACUGUGGAAAAAAAUCUUUAUUUUUUUUUUUUAACGUUGGUCUUGUUCUCCGUUGAAAUCACUCAAAACCAUGAAAUGUGAUGGAAGCUGGGGUUUUUUAAUAUUCCGGUGCUGCCAUUUUUGGUGCUACUUACUGGACGUGAACACUUUUCCAUCCUUGUACAUACAACACUGAACAUAAAUGACCUUGAGCAUUGCGCUUAAAAUCAGCUUCAUUGUUCUGAGAUGUGAACAUUGGGAGAAACUUGAACAAACAGUGCUAAUGCCUUAAGUUUAUCCCUGCGUUGGGGUUAAAAUUGCAGAACUGACAUUUUUCACUCACAUGCUCUUCAAUUACUGGGAUGGAUUUUGAACAUAUUUAUAUGUUUUGUAAUUUUACAGUUUCUUCUUGUAGUUUACUGAAACCAGUCAAUCACUCGAUUUCCACCUAAUUCCCACAUCACCAGCCUUUUUUUAAAAUUUCCUUUUUUUCUUUUUAAAGAAGCGGUGGCCAGACAUUAACAGUUGUGCUAUGAAGGGCUUUCUUUAUUUGCUCACCAUAGCAGGCUACUGAAAACACUACAAUAGUAAAAGCAGUUAAUUUGCAUAUGUAACUGCAACAUCCAUUCAGCAAUUGCAUUAUGUAUAUCGUACUGAUAGGACAGCAGCUGAAGAGGGGACAAGCUUCUUUUCUGUGAAUGCUUUCAUUUCCUUUAAUACUAAGCAAAGCAGUGGCUACAACCAGAACUAAUUUAGUAAUAUCAUUAUUUAAAUAUUUAUUAGUUUUGAUUUUACUGGGUUUGAAUUCAGAUUUGCUGGAAAGUCAUGUCUUGCAGUAUUUAAAUAUUUUAUGUUAUUCCAAUCAAAUUAGUAGUUUGAAAAUGAGGGAAAUGGGGUGGUAGUCAAAUUUUAAAACAGUCAUACUCCUUUUGAUGCAUGUUGCCAUCACUAGUAUGUCUAUACUCUUUACUCUAUAUACUCUAUAUGUAUUUAAAAAGGGAAGGAUAUAAUUGUGAAAAAAAAGACUGGAAGAUGGGGAAGUGAACUUAUCUUUUUUUUGUUUUUUCUUUGUACAUAUGUGUGUUUAUUGAUGGAACAGCCAGGAUGCUUUGUGAUCAUCUCAAUCUCUUAUGAAAGUGAGAGUUGACAUAUUUCAUAUCUGUUGAUUUGGAAAUGUGUACAUAGUGUCAUAUGUUAUACAUACUGCUACAUCUCCAUUAUUGCCCUGCCAACUGGGUUGCCAAUGUGACAAUGUUAAUUAAUUCACUUUAUUUGUAUUUUUCUAAGUUUAUUCUCCCCUAAGUUGCUCCUUUUAUCACUAGAAGUGGAUACUGUACAUGCUACAUGCUGUACAUGCCAUUUUCACCCAUAAACUCUAAUAAUUGUACAUCCUGUAAAUGUUUUAUUUUGUCAGUUUGUGUUGUCUUUUGUGGGUCUGUCAAUGAACUUCCCUCAUGACUCUUGAGGCUGUAGCCAAAUGUGUGAGCUUUAAUCCCACAGGUACACAUUGAAGCCUUGUGUACAUGCCUCCUGUGCAUAUGUAUAUAUUGUACAUAAACCUGUAAAUAUCUUUGGUAUUUGUGGCUGUAAGUGAAAUGAACCUAUGUACCUUGUACUCUAGUUAUUUAAGGAAAAAUAUUGUUAA
Messenger RNA from Monopterus albus (swamp eel), 3623 nucleotides. RefSeq names its product MFSD2 lysolipid transporter A, lysophospholipid b (gene mfsd2ab). Lineage: Eukaryota; Metazoa; Chordata; Actinopteri; Synbranchiformes; Synbranchidae. Gene Ontology annotation, molecular function: lysophospholipid:sodium symporter activity; fatty acid transmembrane transporter activity. Gene Ontology annotation, biological process: carbohydrate transport; fatty acid transport; lipid transport across blood-brain barrier. Gene Ontology annotation, cellular component: plasma membrane. The transcript has 14 exons. The record is from RefSeq and is a predicted model, not a curated record. Bases 149 to 1732 code for a protein of 527 amino acids.